Molecule: messenger RNA, 850 nt
Organism: Ochlerotatus camptorhynchus
Lineage: Eukaryota; Metazoa; Arthropoda; Insecta; Diptera; Culicidae
Product: estradiol 17-beta-dehydrogenase 8
Exons: 4
Coding region: 30-770 (246 amino acids)
Molecular function (GO): oxidoreductase activity, acting on the CH-OH group of donors, NAD or NADP as acceptor
Source: RefSeq, a predicted model, not a curated record
UCGAGUUGCAGGUUCACAAUUCAGGGAAGAUGAGUGGCCCUUUGGCAGGACGUUUGGCACUGGUUACCGGUGCCGGAUCCGGUAUUGGUCGAGUAGUGAGCAAACUUCUGUCUCGUGAUGGUGCCAUCGUUGUUGCUGUCGAUCGGAAUGGCAAAGCUGCUGAAGAGACUAUUCAAAACUUGAACAGCCAGAGUGAUAACAGUGCCUUCGAAAUGGAUGUGUCUUCCAGCGAUAGUGUCUCGAAGGUGCUGGAUGCCACCCUCGAAAAGUACAAACGUCCUCCGAUGAUUGUGGUCAACUCAGCCGGUAUCACUAGAGAUAACUUCAUGCUUAAAAUGCCAGAAGAGGACUUUGAUGCCGUAAUCAAUGUGAACCUUAAGGGAACUUGGCUCAUGCUGAAGCAAUUUGGCAAAGCUAUGGUUGACCACAAAGUUAGUGGAUCUAUGGUAAACGUUUCGUCGAUUGUGGCCCGUAAUGGCAACAUCGGACAGUCCAACUAUUCUCCCAGUAAAGCUGGCGUGGAAGCAAUGACCAAGGUUGUAGCCCGAGAGUUCGGACGUUACAAUAUUCGCGUGAACGCUGUUGUUCCCGGAUUCAUCGUAACUCCAAUGACCGACUCGCUGCCACAAAAGGUGAAAGACAUUGUCGUCAUGCAGUGUGCCUUGAGACGUUUCGGAAGGCCCGAGGAAAUUGCUGAAGUGAUUGCCUUCCUGGCUUCGGACAAGAGUAGCUAUAUGAAUGGUACGUCGGUUGAAGUGACUGGAGGAUAAUCUCGAACUUAUGAUUGCUAAAUACACAUCCUGAUCGGUACAUCACUCAGGUUAAACAAGGUUGAAACAGAGCAUUUAAU